ACCGGACAGUAUGCAGCCCUUACAUAUGCAGGUUACACACUGUACAAUGCAUUUGCUUAUGUCUCUUGGCUAUAAUCAGUGUCAGCGACUAUAGAGGGAGAUAGAGGGAGCUCCUGCUACAGACACUGUAGGCCUAUUUCAUAAAGAGGAGGAGCGAGCGAGAGAGAGAGACACAGAGAGAGAGAGCUUGAGCUCUUUAUUAAUAGAGACCCCAGCUCCACACAGAUAAAGCAGAAUGAUCCAGAUCUGUGACGAUAAACUCCUCAUCUUUAACCUGCUGCUCCUCAUGUCAGUCUUGGCAUGUGAGACGAGUGAGAUCUUGACUUUCACUGCACAUGAAAGAGGGAAAGUUGAGAUACGGUGUCCAUAUGAGUCUGGAUAUGAAGAAAAUAAGAAGUAUCUCUGCAGAGGAGAAUGUCCAAGAGUGCUUAAAGAUAAAGUUGUUGAAUCUGAAUCAGCAGCUAAAGAUGAGAGAUUCUCUCUGAAUGACAAUAAAUCAGCCCAGAUCUUCACCGUCACCAUCACUGAUCUGAGAACAGAGGAUCGAGGCCAAUACUGGUGUGGAGUUAAGACGAUAGUGUCUGAUAUUUAUUACAUGAUCACUGCUUGUAAGCAGAGCAGCCAGUGCUGAACACAGUAAAAAUAGUUGAUAUGAAUUACACUAAUAAAACAUGGUGUAUACUGUAAUAAAACAGUAGACACUGAGGAUGGAGGACAGUUCUGAAGUCCAGUAAUGAGACUCUGAGAUACUUAAAUCUCUCAUUUAUGCUCU
Messenger RNA from Onychostoma macrolepis, 772 nucleotides. Its product is annotated as CMRF35-like molecule 5. The transcript has 3 exons. The coding region runs from base 236 to 631 and encodes 131 amino acids. The record is from RefSeq and is a predicted model, not a curated record. NCBI's taxonomy places the organism in Eukaryota, Metazoa, Chordata, Actinopteri, Cypriniformes, Cyprinidae.